This is a messenger RNA of Zingiber officinale, 1155 nucleotides long. RefSeq lists its product as uncharacterized. The transcript is spliced from 3 exons. Lineage: Eukaryota; Viridiplantae; Streptophyta; Magnoliopsida; Zingiberales; Zingiberaceae. The record is from RefSeq and is a predicted model, not a curated record. Bases 140 to 718 code for a protein of 192 amino acids. Gene Ontology annotation, molecular function: protein binding.
CAUUAGAUUCUUGCUUGCUUUUGUGUGCCCUCAAAUUCAAUGACCACCCCUUCUUCCUCUGCCUUUACUAGAAUCCGGUCCUAUAUAAGUUAAAAGCUCAAGCUCCCCACUAGAAUUGAGAAUUGGCUUAGGCUCCGUCAUGGUGUCCUUGCAAGAAGCCAUGCCUCUCGAGAAGAAGUCAUGCCGCGAAGCAAAGAACUUCUACACUAAGAAGAGGAAGAUGGGAGAAGGUGAAGAGAGGGAAGAAGGGUUGUUCGUCAAGGAGAUGAAGGUGGAGAAAGAGGCGAUUGAGCUCACUCUCGAUGUUCCCUUGCCUUUGGAUUGGCAACGAUGCCUCGAUAUAAAGUCCGGCGAAAUCCACUUCUACAACACAAGGACGCAGCGGCGGACGUCGACGGACCCCCGGCUGAUCUUAGACCCGCCGGCCACCGCCCCGUUGAGCCUCGACCUCGAGCUCAACCUCUCCAGCCGCCACUCGACGCCCAUAAGGCCCCCGGCGCCGCCACUGGAGAAGCCAAAGACGGACCACCGCGACGUCAAAGGCCUCUCCUUGUUGUGGAACUCGCUUGACGCCGGCGCCGGCGCUGAUUCCGACACCAAGGAGAUGGUGGCGGCCGUCUGCGCCCGCUGCCACAUGCUGGUGAUGAUGAGCAAGCCGGCCUUGUCUUGCCCUAACUGCAAAUUUGUGAACCCGCCAGAUCACAGCUUCUCGACGUGAUCAUGCCAUCGCAGGAAGCUGCUUGGGCUAAACUUGUGUCUCUGUGCCUAUAGCGGUUCAACCGCGGUGCUACAUUCGCAUAGUGUAGGGACUUGCGAGCACAUAUAGGCAUAUGCAAGUAUUAAUACACUAGUUAUAUUGAGAAGAAGCAAGAAGGGUUGGAAAUAAUGAGGAAAAGGCGGUGGCUUAGCGGAUGUUCAAUACUAUAUCCGCAAGAGAUCUUGUUAUGAAGAAAAGGUAAUGACUUAGGUGAGCAUGUAAGUUGUUAGGGUUAAUGUUGUUGUUUCUCUUGAGAUCUAGGAGGCAAAAAAUGGUAUUCUGUAAAUACUAUUUCAAUUGAACUUGCAUUAUGUAUAUUUCUCCAUUAAUGUGUGUAACUGAGGUCUUGAGUUUGUGAGACAAUUUAGCAUUUGAAGUUCAUGAUAAAAGAUUUGUUA